Molecule: messenger RNA, 855 nt
Organism: Henningerozyma blattae CBS 6284
Lineage: Eukaryota; Fungi; Ascomycota; Saccharomycetes; Saccharomycetales; Saccharomycetaceae
Gene: PRO3
Product: pyrroline-5-carboxylate reductase
Exons: 1
Coding region: 1-855 (284 amino acids)
Biological process (GO): L-proline biosynthetic process
Molecular function (GO): pyrroline-5-carboxylate reductase activity
Source: RefSeq, a predicted model, not a curated record
AUGACUUAUACUUUGACUAUUUUAGGAUGUGGUGUGAUGGGAUCUGCUGUCCUCUCAGCCAUUUACAGUGCCCCUAAAUGUACUUCUGAAAUCAAAUCCUUAUACCCAAGUAAGAUAAUUACAUGUAACAAUGAUAAGGAAGCCGCUGACCAAGUUACUGAUAUGAUCAACAAACUAGGUGAAUCUCCCAACUGUAUCACUAUCGAUUCAACUUACGGUAACAAUUCUGCUGCUAUUAAACAAUCCAAAGUCAUCAUAUUAGCAUUAAAACCAUACUUGGUUGAAUCUGUGAUGAAUGAUAUUAAGCCUUUCAUCGGUGAACAACAUAUCAUUUCGUUAGCUGCCGGUUGGACAAUCGAUGGGCUGUCAUACUAUUCCCCUAAGAUUUCUCGUGUAAUGACCAACACUCCAGCUAAAUACGGUUACGGUUGUGCUGUAGUUGCUCAUUCUGAACACAUUGUUGAAAACGAAAAGAAUUUAGUCUGUGAAUUAAUUAGUCAUGUUGGUAAAUAUGUUGAAUUACCAGAAAAAAACAUGGAUGCUGCUACAGCUUUAGUUGGUUCCGGUCCAGCAUUCGUCCUAUUGAUGCUAGAGGGGUUAAUGGAAAGUGGGAUAAAGAUGGGUAUCCCAUUGAAGGAAAGUAAAGAAUGUGCUUUGAAAGUUUUGGAAGGGACUGCCAAGAUGGUAGAAUUGAGUGGUACUCACCCAUCUGAAUUAAAACAUCAAGUUUGUACUCCAGGCGGUACAACCAUUGCAGGUUUAUGUGUCAUGGAAGAUAAAGGUGUCAAGAGUGGUAUCAUCCGUGGUGUUGAAGAAGCUGCAAAUGUCGCCGCCCAGCUAGGUAAGAAGAAGUAG